This is a messenger RNA of Symbiodinium sp. CCMP2592, 3318 nucleotides long. Lineage: Eukaryota; Dinophyceae; Suessiales; Symbiodiniaceae. The record is from the annotation of a GenBank genome assembly.
AUGGAGGAGGAGCCGAACCCAAGGUACAAGCUGUACCAGCUCCUCCAACGCCUGGUCGGACGACCGCUUACUUUGCAUGACAUUGUCAUCACACAUCAGACGUGGCAAGUCGGCAUCCAAGCAACGGUGACCCUGGUGUGCGCCGAGGGCAAGGAAGCCGCGAGUGAGCUGUGCCCUACGGCCAAGGAAGCCGAAGAAAGUGCUUGCCAUCAGGCACUGUUGAUUUACGGGGAUGAGAUACGCGAGCUCAUCGCCAAGCUGCCAGCACCGCCUCCACCGGGCAAGCGGAAAGGCACGCUGGUUUUGCCUCCGAUCAAGCGUCAGGCGCUUGCGGCACCUUUGCGAUCGCCCACAAAACUGCUAGUGGCCACUCCGAAACCUGUUGCCCGACCUGCUGAUCCUGUGGAGCGGAAGGAGGAGAACGGCGUGGCUGACGAGGCCGAUGUGCAUCAGACAGAUCAUACUGAAGAAGAUGCUCCCGCUGAAGAAGCUGGUCCUCUCGAUGGCCUCACUGAGGAGGAGGUCUCAGCACUGUCGGAAGCAACCGCAAAGUCGAAACCGCAACCUCCUCCAGGAGCAGCUCUCAUCCGGCUGCCGGAGACGAGCCCGCAGCCAGCAACGGACGUGUUCCGUGCCCAGCCCAAGCAGGACUUGAAUGCCCUUUGUGGCAAGAUCGCCCGGAAGGUGAUGAACAAAGGCGAAGUGGCCUAUACAACGCUGCAAGUGCUUGGUGGAUACCAGAGCACCGUCACCUUGAAGUGCUUUGACGGAGACUGGGCCGAUGCGGCUUUCGUUGGCCAAGUGCACCCGCAGAAGACCGGUGCCGAGCAUUCGGCGGCCUCAGUCGCUUUGGCAGAGCUAUGCGCCGACGAGCAAAUGCUUUCGAGGUUGACGCUGCAAACACUUGACAUUACUUGGCUUCAGUUUGCGUCUGCGAAUUAUGUGAUGGAAUUCCUGGAGACUGCAGAUCCGUCGUGCAACUCAAUGACUAGUCAGACUAGCAUGUCCAUGCAGACGUCCACAGUGGUUUUCGGCAAGCUGCGCGAAGUCAUUGGCAGGCCUUCCACUUCAACGUCAAAGCUAGAUUGGGUCAAGCAGAGAAAGAGCUUGCUAGUCCUGGGCAUUUUUCGGUUUUUUGUUGCGGUGAUGGGCCUGAUCAGCCUGCGAUACGUAGCGGCGUCCUUCACGGAGACAAUCAAGGCCUCCAGCCCCUUCUUCACAGUGGUGGCUGCUUGGUUCCUGACCGGUGAGCGGACGCCGCUGCCGGUGCUGAUAACCCUGGUUCCAGUUAUGCUAGGCCUCAUCACAGCCGCUGCUGGCGAGCAUUCUUUCGCGGUGGUCGGUUUUGUGGCUGCUGUCCUGGCUAACUUAGCCGAAUGUGUCCAGAAUGUAUUCUGUUCGCAGCUGCUUCAGCCGGGACCUGAUGGAGCUCGCUUCACCUCCGGUCAGCUCCAAUACUACAGCGCUUGUGCUUCACUGGUAGUUCAGAUUCCGUUCUUUGGUGCAGCUUUUCUUCAAGGCAGCCUGGUACUUCCGAAUGCGGCACUGCAAUGGGCAUGGCUCCUUAUUGCAGGUUUUGUGUAUUUCUUACAGUCUGCGCUAGCCUUCAAAAUAAUGUCCUGCUACUCUCCGGUCACGCUUUCUGUGAUGAACACCGCGAAGAGGGCAUUGAUCAUUUGUUUCUCAGCACAUUACUUCGGCAACGUCAUAACAAACACAGCAUUGCGGGACACCCAGCAUGGGUUCGACAGGGAGCAAGGGAGCACGAUCCGUAGAACUGCGGAGGACGGCAAGGCACGAGCGCAGAUGUGGGAGGUGAGGUGGAUGACAGUGGAUGAGAGGCAUGAGAGGCAACAAGAGCUCGUACAUGGCAGCCGGCCCCGCGGCCACAAGGAAGCGUGCAUGACUGCCGUGUGGCAAAGCCAUGGCUACAUGGAAAGAGCUGCGACGGGCGGAGAUCGGUCGUUGUCCUCGCGAACUUUGCAGUUUCCGUCCGAGGGACCUCGGCAGGUCUUCACUUGCGGCUGCGGGCACCUGAGCGCCGAGCUGCUGUGCUCGCUUUUGCUGCAGCGCGGCAUAGCCAGCGUUCUUGACGUUCGUGAGCUGGACCACAGCACAAAGCGGCCGUGGUUCAACAGCGAGGCUCUGGAGGAAACCAUGGCCAAAGCCGGUUUGGCUUACAGGUACCUGGGCCAGAGAGACGACUCGUGGGCGCCCGUGGUGGCAGCAGCAUUGCUGGAGCUGCCACCUCCUCGGUGCCUGCUCGGCUUGCGAGCUUUGGCAAGGGAGUGUCCCCGACUUCGCUUGGCACAGCAUCUCACGGAGAUGGAUUGGGAGGUUGUCCAUCUUCAGCCAUCUCCAGAGGCUCCGCCAAGCCUGACACUGCUUGAGUACCAGCACACGGAGGUCUUUGCCCGGCAAGCACGUCUUGCCCAUCACAUUGCUACAGUGACCGCCAGCCUGGAGGCCCAGAUGGGGUUCUACACCACCUGGCAGCAGCGGAUCCACGCACGCUACCGAGUCGUUUCUUGGGACACGUGGGACACGACCAGACACUUUCCGGCCCCUGGCGAGCAGGCACUGGUGAUCGCUCUGCCUUUCGACACCUCCCUGGUCGCGAUCCCCGGGUUCCUUUCAAAGUCGGAGAUUUUUUCUUUGCAGCAGGCGACCUUGCCCGGAGCCUUGAACUACGAGCAGCCUAGACGGCAGGUGCGGAAUCCGGAUGGAAGCUUUACGCACUUCAAUGAGCGGCACAAGGAGGCGUGGAUCUGCAACGGCUAUGACUAUCGUGACACACGCCGCGUAGCUCCGCCUCGCCUACACGUUGGACAAAAAGUCGCGGGCAAAGUCGAGGAGAUCCUUCAGCGUGCCGCUGAAGCAAUCUGCUCCCCGUUGAAUGGCAUGAUGUGCCGCUGGGAGCCUCCAGGUGUCCACCUGAAAGAUGGGCCUCACACCUAUGCCACACACUGCGGAUGGGGAAGUGACUGUGUCAUUGCCCUCAUGGCGGUUGGCGCGACCCGAGUGUACCACAUCCAUGGCAUUCCCUGGUAUUAUGGUCGCGGCCGACGCGAAGUUGCUUCGGUCAACAUUCCGCUCGAAGAAGGUUUGCUGGUGGCUUUGGGCGGCCCUCUGCGUGAGAAAUGGCUCUACUCACAGCCCCGUGAUGAGGAGAUUCUCCCCGAGCGUGUUCAGUUCACAAUGCAGCUUCAUGCAGACGCACAGGUGAUGAAGGGGGGAGAUCAAGCCGCCGCCGACAGCUGGACGGAAGACUGUGAAGGCAGGUCUCGGAGUUUGUCGCAGUUGCGACACGGUCUUUGA